AUGGAUCCUGAAAAGGUCUCCGGGGACGCGCUCGACUGGUGGGCUCACCGCCUACAGGAUCAAACAAUAUCGCCGUUGACAAGAGAUUACCCUGAAGCUGCUUCAGAGAAUGUACCUAAGCGACCGAUUGAGGCGGUGGAGUCACUGUCCGCUCCGGCGUCGACUACAAAUGCCCUAAAGUCACUAUCGGGCCUGGGCUCUGUGACGACUAUCGUUCAGACAGCGCUAAUUAUCCUCGUGAGCAGACUGACUGGUGAUGAAGACAUCAGUAUCGGUGCCAACGCAGGACUGAAUGCUCCUUCUUUUGUGCUGAAGGCAUCCGUGACGGCCAGCGAGUCCUUCUCACAGCUCGCAAAGCGAGUAGAGGAGCUUUGUGCUGUAGCUGCGGACAGGGUCAUCCCGCUUGAUGCACUUCAGAAGCGAUUGCAACGACCUAUCCUGUUCCGAUUCGCUGCCCUUAACAGCGACAUUGAUGGCGCUGGUGUGAGUGGUGGGGCAGAAACAACAGACUUCUUAUUGACAUAUUAUUGCUCAUCCACAGGUGACUUACGCCUGACUGCGCGCUACAACCAGCGUCUUGUCUCGAGUAACAGAAUAGCGGGUGUUUUGGCUCAACUCACCAAACUGCUGGAGAAUGCCGCAGCGGAGGUCAAUGCCCCUCUUGGGGGCAUUCCCUUUAUCACUACCGAGGAAAAGGCACUGAUUCCUGAUCCUACAAGUGACCUUGAGUGGUCCUCAUUUCGCGGUGCCAUUCACGACAUAUUUGCUGCAAAUGCCGAAGCUCACCCUGACAGAACGUGUGUGGUGGAGACGAAGUCGGAGGACAGCCCAGAGCGGAGGUUCACUUAUCAGCAAAUCCACGAAGCGUCAAACAUCCUUGCCCACCAUUUGGUCCAGUCUGGGUUAGAGAGAGGCGAUGUGGUUAUGAUUUACUCUUACCGAGGAGUUGAUCUCGUCGUUGCAGUGAUGGGCACACUGAAGGCCGGCGGCACGUUCUCCGUGCUAGAUCCGGCCUACCCACCAGACAGACAGAAUAUCUAUCUGGACGUCUCACGCCCGAGAGCGCUCGUGAUAAUCGACAAAGCCACGCAGGAUGCCGGUGAACUUUCCGAAAAGGUCCGAGGCUUCAUCCACGACAACCUGGAGCUGAAGACUGAAGUCCCCGCCUUACGCCUGCAGGAUGACGGCCUACUUCGGGGCGGUGAGGUGAAUGGAGCAGAUGUCUUCCAGGCCGUCAGAGGCAGUAGUACGAGGAGCCCGGGUGUUGUAGUAGGGCCAGAUUCCACCCCAACCCUAUCAUUCACGUCCGGCUCUGAAGGCAAGCCGAAGGGCGUCCGUGGCCGUCACUACUCAUUAGCAUUCUACUUUGACUGGAUGGCAAAGACAUUCAAUCUCUCCGAGAGGGAUAAAUUCACCAUGCUCAGUGGAAUUGCGCACGAUCCGAUACAACGGGAUAUGUUCACCCCGUUGUUCCUCGGUGCGCAGCUGCUGGUACCUUCCAAGAACGACAUCCAGAAUGAGCUUUUGGCGGAAUGGAUGAAAGAGCACGGCGCAACCGUCACACAUCUGACCCCAGCCAUGGGUCAGAUCUUAGUUGGAGGCGCGACUGCCAGAUUCGAAAGCCUUCAUCAUGCCUUCUUCGUUGGGGACAUUCUGAUUAAGCGAGAUUGCCGAUCGCUACAGAGUCUAGCCCCGAAUGUCCGGAUCGUGAAUAUGUACGGGACUACCGAAACCCAAAGAGCCGUCAGCUAUUACGAGAUCCCUUCACGAAAUGAAAGAGAAGGCUUCCUUGAUGGCAUGAAAGACGUCAUCCCGGCAGGCCGAGGCAUGUACAAUGUCCAGAUGUUGGUGGUCAACCGGUUCGACCGUACCAAGCUGUGCGCUGUUGGCGAAAUUGGAGAAAUAUAUGUUCGAGCUUCAGGCCUCGCAGAAGAAUAUCUGGGAACUCCAGAGCUGACUGCCAAGAAAUUCGUCAACAACUGGUUCCCCGGUCACGAGAGGGGUCUGGCGUUGGACAAGGCGAGAUUCGAGGAGAAAUUCAAAAACGAACCCUGGGCGAAGUACUACCUCGGAGCGCGCGAUCGGCUCUACAGAAGUGGUGAUCUUGGCCGUUACACGCCCACGGGAGAUGUGGAAUGUUCUGGCAGGGCAGAUGACCAAGUCAAAAUCAGAGGGUUCAGAAUCGAGCUUGGUGAGAUUGACACGCACCUGUCCCAGCAUCCGCUGGUGCGUGAAAACGUCACGCUCGUUCGAAGAGACAAGUUCGAGGAACAGACGCUGGUCAGCUACAUUGUCCCCCAGAUGAAAGCAUGGACGCAGUUUCUCUCGGAGAAAGGCGUCGAGGACAUUCCCGAUGACGGUACCUUGGUCGGAAGAGUAGAACGGUUUCGAGUCUUGCAGAGGGAGGUGCAAGAGUAUCUGCGCACCAAGCUGCCAGCAUAUGCCGUUCCUUCAGUGAUCGUGCCCAUGAAGGCGAUGCCACUGAAUCCCAAUGGCAAGAUCGACAAGCCAAAACUGCCGUUCCCGGACAUGGGUAUGCUGUCAGCACGAACCCGACGAAAAUCGUCAAUGCUGCAACAGCUGACGGAAGGUGAGCUUGCUCUCGCACACAUCUGGGCCAAGCUUGUACCGGGGUUGAUUCCUAAGACCAUCAAGCCGAGUGACUCAUUCUUUGAGAUCGGUGGCGAAAGUAUGAAGGCACAGCAACUUGCCUACCAAGUCAGGAGGACGCUCGGCGUAAACCUUGCAAUCAGCAAGAUCUACAACCGACACACGCUGAAGGAGAUGGCCGCAGUCAUCGACAACCUUCGAGCGGCCGACUCUCUUGAAGGCGGAGACGCAGUCGAUACCAACGGAGCCCAAACCAACGGCGUCAAGGCUGAAGAGGAAUACGGCGAAGACGCAUUCAAGCUGGCCAACCUACUUCCAGCGUCGUUCCCUGCUGCAUCAGCCAAAGUGCCAACCGUGCCAGUAGUAUUCCUCACCGGCGCGACGGGGUUUCUCGGCUCAUAUAUCCUCAAAGACCUCCUCGACCGCCAAAGUCCCCAGGUCCAGAAGGUCAUCUUGCUCGUCCGUGCCAAGGACGAAGCCACAGCCACCUCCCGUGUCAAGACGACAUGUCAAGCGUACGGCGUCUGGAAACUAUCAUGGGAAUCGCGUAUUCAAUGCGUCGUGGGGUCCCUGGGACCUGCUCGCUUCGGCCUGCCAGACCCACAAUGGCAACAAGUUGUUUCUGAAGCCGACGUGGUGAUCCACAACGGCGCCCAAGUGCACUGGAUCAACACGUACUCAACGUUGAAGGCGCCCAACGUAAUGGGGACCAUUGAAGCCAUGAAGCUCGCGGCGGAGGGGAAGCCCAAACUGUUUGCCUUCGUGUCAUCCACAUCGGUCCUCGACCACGAGCACUUUGUGCACGAGUCCGAGCGCAUCCUCGCCGCCGGCGGGGAAGGCAUCUCGGAGGACGACGACCUCUCAGGCUCGCGCACCGGGCUGGGCACCGGCUACGGCCAGAGCAAGUGGGUGGCCGAAUACUUGUGUCGCGAAGCCGGCCGCCGCGGGCUGACCGGAUGCAUCGUCCGGCCGGGCUACGUGCUGGGCGACUCGCACACCGGCGUCACGAACACGGACGAUUUCCUGAUCCGCAUGCUGAAGGGGUGUGUCCAGCUAGGCACGCGCCCGAACAUCAACAACACCGUGAACAUGGUGCCCGUGGACCAUGUGGCCAGGACGGUGGUGGCGUGCGCAUUCCACCCUCCAAAGGUGGCGCCCUCGUCCGACGGCCGAGCAGGCGUCUCAGUCGCCCAGAUCACGGGCCACCCUCGGCUGCGCUUCAACCAAUACCUCGCCACGCUGCAGACGUACGGCUACGAGGCCAAGCUGACGGACUAUGUCCCCUGGGCGUCGUCGCUCGAGCACUACGUCGCCAGCCACGAGGACUUUGCGCUGAUGCCGCUGUUCACGUUCGUGGCCAACGAUCUCCCGAGCGAUACGCGUGCGCCGGAGCUCGACGAUACCAAUGCGGAGAGGGCGUUGUAUGAGGAUGCCAAGUGGACGGGCGAGGACGUCAGCACGGGCGCCGGCGUCACCAAGCGCGAGGUGGGCUUGUAUCUGGCUUAUCUCGUGGAGAUUGGGUUUCUGCCCCGGCCUGGUGCCCAGGGGGACGCCGGCGUCAAGACGUUGCCACAGGUCAAAGUGAGUGAGGAGCAGAGGCAGGCGAUGAAGGCAGUGGGCGGACGGGGUGGGUUGGCUUGA
Molecule: messenger RNA, 4251 nt
Organism: Cladophialophora yegresii CBS 114405
Lineage: Eukaryota; Fungi; Ascomycota; Eurotiomycetes; Chaetothyriales; Herpotrichiellaceae
Product: L-aminoadipate-semialdehyde dehydrogenase
Exons: 1
Coding region: 1-4251 (1416 amino acids)
Biological process (GO): L-lysine biosynthetic process
Molecular function (GO): L-aminoadipate-semialdehyde dehydrogenase [NAD(P)+] activity
Source: RefSeq, a predicted model, not a curated record